AUGGCCAUCUCCAUCCCCAUCGACGCGAUCACCUCGCGUUUCGGCGAUCGUUUCAACAACAUCCGCGCCCAAUCCCUGAGCACGCGAUUUGCCAACCUGCGCCCCGUCUCCGAAUUCCUCGACAUCAAGCGCAUCUCCAAGCCCGCCAACUUCAGUGAGGUCCAGAGUCGUGUCAACUACAACCUCUCCUACUUCUCCAGCAACUAUGCCGUCGUCUUCGUCAUGCUCAGCAUCUACAGCUUGUUGACGAACCCGGUCCUCCUGUUUGUCAUCAUCUUCGUGACCGCCAGUCUGUACGGAAUCGGCAAGCUUGAGGGUCGCGACCUGGACCUCGGUUUCCGUCGCUUCAACACCUCGCAACUUUACACCGCGCUGUUGUGCAUUGGUUUCCCUCUGGGUCUCUGGGCCUCCCCCAUCGCCACAGUCCUCUGGCUGAUCGGCGCCACUGGCGUGACCGUCUUCGGCCACGCUGCUUUUAUGGAUAAACCAAUCGAGAAUGCUUUUUCCGAGGAGGCGGUCUAG
This is a messenger RNA of Penicillium waksmanii, 522 nucleotides long. RefSeq names its product putative COPII vesicles protein Yip3. Gene Ontology annotation, cellular component: Golgi apparatus. Bases 1 to 522 code for a protein of 173 amino acids. NCBI's taxonomy places the organism in Eukaryota, Fungi, Ascomycota, Eurotiomycetes, Eurotiales, Aspergillaceae. The transcript has a single exon. The record is from RefSeq and is a predicted model, not a curated record.